AUGUGCCUGCACCUGCUCAGCUGGAAGGGCUUUGGAAAAGGGGUCAAGGAGGGAUGUCAGCCGGGCAGGGACAGGUCUCCUGUCGUCCUGUUUGCACAAGUGUCAAAAUCAUCAUUUGAUGUCUUUGCUGCAGAUUCCUCGGCUGGUGAAGGUGUGCAUGGAGAGCUGCCCUUAUUUCCAGCUGGCGUGGCCCAGGGGUGUGUACCACACGGUGCCAGCAGGCGCCUCUGCCCCUGUGCCAUCCGCUUCAGCCCCGAGGAGAACAAGGAUUAUUCCCACGAGCUCACCUGCAUCACUACAAGGGGAAGGAUAGUGGUGCCAAUUCGGGCCAUUGCUGCCCGAGCUGUCCUGGACUUCCCUGAGCAGCUGGACUUCUCCAGGUGUCCAGUCAAGAGCAGCAGCCAGAAGACUCUGCUGCUCCGCAACUCUGGGAACCUGGAAGCUCGUUUCCAGCUGAGCACCCAGAGUCCUUUCUCCAUGACUCCGGCCACGGGAGCUCUGGGCGCUGGUGGCACCGUGCAGGUGACAGUGGGAUUCCACGCGCUGACGGCCGGUGACCAUUGCGGGUGCCUGGCAGUGUGCUGCAGCACAGGUAAAGAAAGAAUCCACACACACCUCCAUGGAGAAGCUGUGGAUGUCAACGUUGGGUUGAGCACAAAUUCUGUGGAGCUUGACAAGACUUUGAUCACCAUGUCAAGCCACAGAACCGUGUGUGCUCCCCCCAGAGCAGGCCGUGAGAGCAGGCUGCACCUCAGAGGGGAAGGCCAAGGACCCGUGGUUGAACUCAGCUGUGAUACUCUGGACCUUGGGGACAUUUUUGUCAACACCCCCCCAUGUCUGUGAGAUGCCAUCUGACCAACAUCUCCAGGAGGGCUGCCCUGCAUGGCAGGAAGAGACAGAGGAGAGCCUGUGACCAUUGGACAGGUAGACUUCCUCUGUUUGUAGAUAUAUUUGGAGAUUUCUUUGGUUCCAUUUAUCAAUGCUUAUAGUUCCAUUUAUGUAUUAUAGUGUUCUGUUUAUAUGUCCAUAUAUUUAUAAAUCUGUAUAGUUAAAUGUGGAUAUGUAUAGAGUUUCAGAAGUGAUAUAAUUAUAUUUCUAUAUAUGUAAUUAUAUUUAUAGAUUUUCAAAGUUAAAUUUACAUAUAAGUAGAGUAAAAAAUAUAUAUAUGUAUGAAGUUAUAUUUGUAAAUGCGCACAGUUAUCUAGUAAGAGGAAUAUGAGUGUUUUACUGAAUAGAUUGAUGUUUGUGUAGGUCUAGGAUGCAUUUUUUACUUCUUUCCCCCAUGGCUGCCUUUUUCACCUCUUGCUUUUCCCCCUGUGCCCGCUCUGUCCCCUCUCCCUGGGCUGGGUCCAAGCUGGCGGCCGGGCCGGGCGCAGCAGCAGCUCCAGCCCCGGGUGUCCCUGGAGCGCUGGGAGCUGCCAGUGGCCCCAGGCACUGUCCCCUGAGGAGCUGCUGAAGGACGCUGUAAGGAAGACUACGAGGACAGCCGGAGACUGCCAGGAGCCAGCAGGGAGAAGCUGAGUGCCAGCAGCAGGAGCAGUGAGCAGGACCCUGCUGCUGCCAGCCUGGAGAGAGCCCGGAUGUCCCAUCUGCUCUCCGUGUCCAGGAGAUCUGCCAAACUUCAUCUGCAGGAUCAGAACAACUGGUGUCCUUUGGCCACCUCCAGUUCCCACUGAAGAUGGGUGUUGCCAGGAUUUUUAGUGAAAAAGCCUCUGCUAGGAUUUUUCCCCUCCUGAGGAGCUGAGGGCCUCAGGAAAGAAAUGUAAACAAUAACUAUCUGCUGCUGUGGAGUGCCACAGGUGAAUCUUCCAUUGGUUCAUGUGGAUUGUUUUCAAUCAGUGACCAAUCACAGCCACCUGUGCCAAGGCUGUGAGCAGUCACAGGAUUUUUGUUAUUCAUUCCUGUUCUAUUCUUGUCUUUGUAGCCUUCUGAUCUUCUUCUCUCUGUUCUUUUAGUAUAGUUAUAAUGUAGUGUUUUAGUAUAAUAUAUAUCAUAAUAAAUCAGCCUUCUGAUCAACAUGGAGUCAAGCCUCGUGUCCUCGCACCAGGGGUCCAAGUCAAAGCAACAAUUGGUGACCCCUGGACGUGUGAAACUGAUGGUCACCCCAAGAGUGACCAUGGAAUCUAGCCUGGAGCUGAAGAAACGAGACCCUGAAGAUGGGCAGAGUUCACAGCCAAGGCGAACAGGAGAACCUGUUGGACUUUCCUGGAGAUUGUGUCCAGAGACCGCAGAGCAGCAGAGCUGCACAGCUGGAUCCACAAGGACACUGUCUAAAGGUACUGUUAUUUUUUCCCUUUCUGAAGAUCCUGCCAUUCGCAAAAGGUGGGAGGAAAGUUGGGAAAAGGUACCUUCAGAAGCUCAGGUUCCGUUUACUGCGUCAGAGGAGAAAGUUAUUAAAUUCUGGUGCAGAUGGGGACACAGGAACAGAAUUCCUUAUCGUCAGUGGGAGAGAGAUUGUUAUGAGUUUUUCAAAUGGGCAAAAUUUCAUAGAUUUUUUACAAAUGUCGUCUACUCCCUUGAUUUCGAUUUAUGGGAGCUCAUGGACGCUGCUUUUCAUUGGGCACUAGGCCAGGGUGUUGGGUACCCAGAGGUGUUUCUAGUGCACAUAUACAUUUAUCUUUUUAAUUUGAAAACAUUGCACAAUGCGAGGGACAUCCUGGCUCAGGCGCGCAGUCGCUUGCUGUCCCCGCCAGGUUCAGCACGAAAGAAGCCUCUCAAAGAAGACGAACCGCGGGUUUGCAGCCCCCCCGCACAGCCCACAGCUGAGCAAAAGUUUUUCUCUGCUCCCUCGGAGCAAACAGAUCUGCCUUCCACCCCCGCUCCUUCUCUUGGGGGGGAUGCGGAGCCGGCCCCGCCCGCUUCGCCGCGGAACUCUCCGCUUCCCCCACCCCGGGAGGGAGCGGAUCCGGCUCCGCCUCAGCCAGCCCCGCGGGAGGCGCCGGACCCCGCGGCUCCGCCUCAGCCGGCUCCGCCCGCGGCCCCGCAGCCGCCCGGGCCAGCUCCGCCGGCUCUGAUGACUGCGCCUGCGCCGCGGCACCCGGAACCGCCUCCCGCCGAUCCGCCCUUGUUGCCAGGCAGCGCGAUCAACAACAGUGAUUCCCCGGCUGUGCUGCUGCUCCCGGGAGCUGCAGGAGCUGCCUCCGUGUCUUCUUCUUUCUCUGCAUCCCAGCCGGCAACUGAAUUCGCAAUGGUGCAGGCGGCGCCUGCGCGGGCCGACCCCGUUCCGAGCCCGCCGCCCCCGCCUGUCCCGCCGCUCCCUGCCGAUCCAAUUGCAGUGCAAGAGCUUGCCGAGAAUGGUGCUGAGCCCACGGGAUCGACUCAAGAGUCGACACCAGCGCCCGUGCUGCCCGCACCACCCACCCCAGUUGUCCCGCAGGUUUCCGGAGCUCCGUCAGUCGCAUCAGACCCUGCGAAGAGCCUGUCCUUCCGUGGAGGGGGCAUGGCCCGCCAGCUAACUGCAGGAGCAGUUCGGCUGGCUGUGUUCAAAAUCAGUAUGGUUUCUGGGUCAUUUCGCGCGUGGUCGGGGGCUUCUCCCUGGGGGUUGGGGUGCCUGCCUCCCCCCGAGCGCCCCAGCGGCGUGGGGGAGUUGGCUCCUGUGGUAUCUGCCUCUGGUUCCCAGCCCAGUGGGGAUGGGGGUGGUGCCGAGGGGCAGAAAGCAGGAGCAGUGCCAUUUGCCUUGCAGGAGCAAGAGAAACAGAGCAAAGCCAGCAUUGCUCGCUUGCUCUGGGGACAAGAAACCCUCAGAUCUGGGAUGACAAUUCCUGAGAAAGCUUCUCUUCUCGAGCUGCCGGUGUGCACCGGUGCUGCUGGGGGGAGGAAGCAGUGGGUCAUUUCUGCUCUGAAGACACUGGCAGCAUGGUCCUGCCAGGUUCUGAGCAUGCAGAGCCCGCCUCACAGGCUGGUUCUGGGCCGUUUGGCUCAUUUUCAUGGGCCGGGGCCACUGCCUUGUCCAGUGCUGGGUUUGGGGACUUUGCUUUCCCCACAGGGACCUGGGCCACCAUUCUGUGAGCCAGGUCUGGGUUCUCUGGUCCAUCCACCAGGACCAGGGCCACCCAAGGGUCCUAGAGACCCUCUGCUGCUGCUACUCUUCUUCUUUUCAAAAAAAAAAAAAAAAAAAAAAAAAAAAAAAAAAAAAAUUUAUAAAGAAAAGUGGAAAGAGCUAGCAGCUCAAAAGCAUUGAAAAGCCAAAAGUUAGCCUCAGCCCAAGUGGUUCAAUGAAGGGCUGUGGCCAGGGCAUUCCAGAAUUUUCUCUGAAUUGUUUCAUGACUGUCAAUUAAUUUUUCAUAAUUCUUGUUUUCUUUAGCAGUUCUUUGUUUCAGAAUUCUGCAAGCCUGUUUCAGGACCAAAGGGGACUUCCAGAGAUGUCAAAGAAGAACAUCUUCAGUCCAUGGACUCUGUCCUGAAACUCAGCUGCUUGGACUUGAAACAAUGAACUUUCUCUGCAUGAGUUUUUUGCAUUUUUUUAUAUUUUAAGAUUGUUAUAGUGAUAUGAUAUAAUUUAAUGUUUGAUAGGUGAAGAAUUUCCCUGAACAUUCCACAUCAGCAGAUGAUUGAGAUUUUGAUUGGCAACAGAUGAACCUCAAGAGGUGCUUGUUCUCUCUUCUGCAAGGGCCCAGUAGAAGAGAUUGCAAACAUUUCUUUUUCUAUUUAAUUUAAUAAUUUAAAAGGGUGAGAUGUUGCCAGGAUUUUUAGUGAAAAAGCCUCUGCUAGGAUUUUUCCCCUCCUGAGGAGCUGAGGGCCUCAGGAAAGAAAUGUAAACAAUAACUAUCUGCUGCUGUGGAGUGCCACAGGUGAAUCUUCCAUUGGUUCAUGUGGAUUGUUUUCAAUCAGUGACCAAUCACAGCCACCUGUGCCAAGGCUGUGAGCAGUCACAGGAUUUUUGUUAUUCAUUCCUGUUCUAUUCUUGUCUUUGUAGCCUUCUGAUCUUCUUCUCUCUGUUCUUUUAGUAUAGUUAUAAUGUAGUGUUUUAGUAUAAUAUAUAUCAUAAUAAAUCAGCCUUCUGAUCAACAUGGAGUCAAGCCUCGUGUCCUCGCACCAGGGGUCCAAGUCAAAGCAACAGAUGGGAGCACCUGCAGAGCAGAGGGGACCAGCUGCAGCUCCAGGCCCAGCUCUUGCUGGUCACGGCUGAGUCUGUGACAAGCUCCAGGAGCUGCUGCCAUCUCCCUCCCUGUUGGCAGCUCCCUCCCUCCAGCCCACAGGCCCUGCCCAUCCCCUUUAUUCCCUCCCAGCUCACCCCUUCGCUUUGCCUUCCCUUAUUAAACAGUUUGUCUUUUUCA
This is a messenger RNA of Passer domesticus (house sparrow), 5276 nucleotides long. RefSeq names its product hydrocephalus-inducing protein homolog. Gene Ontology annotation, cellular component: axoneme. The transcript is spliced from 8 exons. NCBI's taxonomy places the organism in Eukaryota, Metazoa, Chordata, Aves, Passeriformes, Passeridae. The record is from RefSeq and is a predicted model, not a curated record. Gene Ontology annotation, biological process: cilium movement; axonemal central apparatus assembly. Bases 1 to 843 code for a protein of 280 amino acids.